AUGAUCAUCAGCGGCCUUGACAUCGUCAGUCGCCAACUCGUCCGCAACCUACGAAAUGCAACCCACCAACAACAACCCUGCGGCGUGGACCUAACACUCCGCCAAAUAUCUCAAUGGACCUCUCCCGCCAUAAUAGACUUUGACAACACAUUCCGCCGCAGCGCCAAAACGUCCAUUUUGACCUUUCAUCCCACAAACAACACAAUUACUCUUCAACCAGGAGCCUAUCUAGUCGAUUUCAACGAGACGGUGAAGAUACCCAGAAAUUGUAUGGGUAGUGUGUUUCCGCGGUCGAGUUUGUGGAGGAGUGGGGUUAGUGUACAAGCUGGGGUUGUGGAUGCUGGGUAUGAGGGUGCCAUGGGUGCGUUGUUGGAGGUGAAGAAUCCAUUUGGGGUUGUACUUCACAAGGAUGCCAAGUUGGCGCAGAUCAUAUUCGAGCAGAUGGAGAAGGAGGUGGAGGGGUACAGUGGUGUUUAUCAGGCUUCGACUAGUAGUGUGGGAGUCGAUGGAGCGAAGAAGGCGUGA
Molecule: messenger RNA, 525 nt
Organism: Aureobasidium pullulans EXF-150
Lineage: Eukaryota; Fungi; Ascomycota; Dothideomycetes; Dothideales; Saccotheciaceae
Product: dUTPase-like protein
Exons: 1
Coding region: 1-525 (174 amino acids)
Source: RefSeq, a predicted model, not a curated record